GCCACUUGAGGACGAAUGAGCCUAGAAACUGGAACUGAGAUUGUCCAGGCUCCACUUUCCCCGGCCUCGUUCUUUACCACUGCCACGGAAUUGAAGGACUCUGGUACAAUUGCGAAUAGAUUCUCUUCUCGUGAUUUCCAGGAGUGUCGUAGUGGAUCGCCGAUCUUCUUGAGGUUGAAGAUUUCAGUGCCUGCGUUUUGGGGAUAACUUGUUCGUGAGAACGACUGCCGAGCGUGCGUGCGUGCUUGCUUGCUUGCCUGCUUAUACUUCUCGACAUUCCUCGUUGAUGUUGGGCAACUUGAGAUCUCUGUCCAUUGUGAUGAGUUUCUAGGAUCUCGAAGUCGGGGUCCAAAAUCAAGUGCAUUUCUGCGGCAGCUGGAACUGAAGGCAGAUCUGGAUCUCCUCUGACGUCCACUCUCGUCUUCCUCAUUUCCUGGUUCAAUUAUUCGUUUUUUACGACAUGGAGGAAAGGAACGCCGAGCUAGAUCCAGAGUUGUGGGACAGACUUCCUCCUGAACUGUUGGAAAAAGUGCUCGCCAAGCUCCCCCUCACAAGCCUCUUGUCAUUUCGUGCCGUGUGCUCACAGUGGAAAUCCAUGAUAGAAUCUCCUCGGAUUGUGUACGAAGGGCCACCUGGGAAGCCAGUGCUGUUUUAUCAUCACCCUGGCGGUCCUCUUGUAGCAGGGGGAGAUAGACUACCACCUUCUCUUUUGUUCCCGAACUACGGUUCCAAAUCCUGGAAGCGAGAGUCUCUUCCAUUUUCAGACGAGAAGAACAAUCUUGUUGCCUCUGAUGGAGGUUUGUUGGUGUUCAGCAGUGACUACAACCCUGACACCUUCAUUAUCUAUAAUCCGCUGUCAAAACGAUGGAGAGAGAUACAGUUGCCUUCAUCUGUUCUUCCUAGACUUCCUCGGGGUGCAAUUUUUCAAGAUCCAUUCAGCGUCAUGCUCGUCGGCUUGACUGUGAAUCGGGACACAGGAGUUUACAAGCUACUCGUGGCAGGAAUACAUGAAGAUGGGCCACGAGAUGCUCUAAUCUAUGACUCGUCCUUGAAGGAUUGGCAGAGAUGUGCCAGUGUACCUCCCAUGGCAACCUCAUUAACCAAUGGAGAAUGGAUCAGCGAGAGAGGUUUAUGCUGUGGUGGUAAUCUCUAUUGGCAUGUUUACGAGUCCAGCAGUAAUCAGAUCAUCAAAGCUUUAUUGAAAUAUUAUGUGGAGACCAAUGUAUGGGCAGUUGUGCAAGAGCUCACCCCCUGUGAUUUGCCCUCCGAUUUCCAUAUCACUGCGCAUGAUGGAAACAUUCUGCUGCUGGACUGGUCUGACAGGGAUAAUUUCGAUGAGAAUGUAGGGUUAAGCGACCUCCAGUCAUUAGGACUAGAGGUCCGUCAAUUAAUUCAUGUCGAGAAUCUCGGAUUGGUAGAUCUGAUAUUCGAUGCAAGUGAAGGAACUCAUCAUCCCAGUAAGAGUAUUGCUGAAGGGGAGUGCUUGUACACUGUAUAUGAUAGCUUAGCAUUUGAAGACCUGUCCCACAAGGUGGUCGAAUAUAAUUCCCGUACAAAUGUACUCACCUGGUUACCACCAAUGGACUUCAUUCCUAAUCCAUAUAGUUUAUGUGCUUUCGCACCAAGCCUGAAACCUUUAGUUUAGACGAAGAUCCGAGCAUUAGCCGUCACGAGGAUUCCCCGUUCAUCAACUGGAAGUAGGGUAGGAAGUUAUGGAGUUAUGCGUUUCUUAUUUCUUGUCUUAUGUAUAAAAAAAAAUCUUAUGCGAGGUCAGUUGUAUGCUCCUCGCAUAAGCUUAGUUACGAAGUGCAAUCGUAUUUUCAACAUUGUCUCUUCCGCUCCGUCCUCUCUACGACUGUAUGUUGUGUAGGUUGUUAGCGCGUAAACGUACGUUACUUGCACGCACCAGGAGCUCGACCAGCUUCAACGCAUGAUCAAGCACUGCUCUUAGGGUGUCGACCUGGGUGUUCAAUCAGGCGUACGAUUUCUUCUUCGUGAGGUGGAGAGUGGGAAUUAGUGAUGCGACACGCACAGCCUCAACCCUUUCUCCAGCUUCACACACAAUUUGAAUGCGGCGAGGAUGUGUUUGCGUAAAGAAGAAACACAUUUUCUAUUCGUAGCGGAUUAACUUUCGUAUCAUCGAGUCUUGUUGUGAUUUUAUGUUUCUGCUGCAUUGUAUUCUAGCCAGAAGCGAAAUGUAUAGUCAAGCUGUGUUCUGUGAUGGUAUCAAAAUAGAUGAGUCCCACGCUGUCAAUUGUAAGAAAUAUAACGU
Messenger RNA from Marchantia polymorpha subsp. ruderalis, 2272 nucleotides. Lineage: Eukaryota; Viridiplantae; Streptophyta; Marchantiopsida; Marchantiales; Marchantiaceae. The record is from the annotation of a GenBank genome assembly.